AUGGAUGAUGACUUAAGUAUUAAUGAUGUAAAAACAAGUGUUCCAAUCGUUGCCGAAAUCAAUAUUUUUGAAAACUUAGUAACAGAAGUUGUCAAUCCCAUUGACAUAGAAUUCACACCAAAAUUGAACAUGCAGUUUGACAUUGAGGAUGAAUCAUACGACUUUUACAAUGCUUAUGGGGGUAAAGUUGGAUUCAGUAUUCGUAAGGAUUAUGCAAAUAAAAGCCGUAAGACAGGAAAUAUUACAAUAAGCAAGUUUGUGUAUUCCAAACAAGGUUUUAGGGUGAAGGACAAGAGGGAUAUCCAUACAAGAAAGCCCAGGGCUGAAACUCGAACCGGUUGUGGUGCACUGAUGCAAAUUACAUAUGACUGCAAGAAGGGAAAGUAUGUUGUAUAUAAUUUUGUCGAAUCUCACAAUCAUCCUAUGAUAAUUGAAGAAUGCACACAUAUGAUGCCAUCACAACGAAGAAUAAGUGUUGCCCAAGCAAUUGAAGUGGAAUUGGCCUGCCAAUUUGGAGUUCUACUCGGUAAUUUGGAUAGCGAUGAAAUGAUAACUAAUAUCUUCUGGGCAGAUUCGAGAAUGAUAAUUGACUAUGGGCAUUUUGGAGACAUCGUCACAUUCGACACGACAUACAAGCUCGUCCAAAGCAAUCGUCCUUUUGCGGCUUUUCUUGGUUUGAAUCAUCAUCGGAAGACUGCUGUCUUUGGACUAGCAUUGAUGUAUGACGAGACUGCCAAUUCCUUUGCGAGGCUGUUUGAUUCAUUCUUGAAUGCAAUGUCAGUAAUGACGUAUGAUAAGAUUGCCUAUUCAUUGACAUGCCUUUUUGAUAUAUUCUUGAAUGUGACGUUAGGUAAAGCACCACAAACGAUUCUUACUGACCAAGAUGGUGCAAUGCUGAGUGAAAGUCUAAAUAGCUGCUUGAAAGAGUACUUAACCAGGAAAAUGAGUAUUCCAGAUUUGUUCAUGCACCUUGACACGCUAUUGUCAGACAAACGGUACAAGGAAUAUCAAGCUGAGUAUAGUUUACUCAGUAAACUACCUAGACUUAAACAAAAUUGUCCCAUUCUAAAACAAGUGGGCAAUAUGUACACGUUGAAGAUUUUUGAACUUUUCGAGGACCAAUUCAUAGAAGCUUGUGUGGUUGUUACCGUGGAAGGAACAAGUUUAGAUGAAAAUGGAUUACGUGUUUCUAGAGUAUCUGUUUAUGAUGGCAGUAUGGAUUGGACUGUGACAAGGUGGGAUGAUGGCUUUCUAAGUUGUUCGUGCGGGAAAUAUGCAAUGGAAGGUAUUUUGUGCAGCCAUGUACUUAAAGUAUUGAAAGACGACACUCAUUAUUUCAAAGAAUUACCUUCUAUGUAUAUACUUAAAAGGUGGACGAUAAAAGCUAGGGAUAACAACGUACAAGACAUCCGUGGAUGUGAAGUUAUUGCUGAUCCUAAACUUGAAGUACGUAGAAGGUAUAGGAUGUUAUGUCGUUUUUUUACAGAAAUCAGUUCAUUUGCAUCCGAGAAAGAAAAGAAAUCAAAUGGCAACAACAGUGUUGGUGCAGGGGUAGGUGGCAGUGGUACCGUGCCACCUAUUACAUAUGUACGUCUGAAUGGUUGUGACAUUCCUAGCGACGCCAUUUGGAUUUACGAAGAUCAUCACCCAUGUGCACGUUUACAUUCAGAAACAAAUAUCGACCAAAUGACAUAUUGUCCUACCACUAACUUCAGUCAUCCCAGGACUCCACCAACUGAACAGGGGACUCCAUUUGUUUCGUAUCUUGAAUGCCGAUUCUCAGAUUAUCUUGAUGUUGAUCACACCAGUGGUGACCGUAAUUUGAUGCCAAUGUCGGAGGAGACAACAUCCGAGAUCAAUCCUCCUGCUCGGCAAAAUUUGUUUUGA
This is a messenger RNA of Cornus florida, 1887 nucleotides long. RefSeq names its product protein FAR-RED ELONGATED HYPOCOTYL 3-like. The record is from RefSeq and is a predicted model, not a curated record. The transcript has 8 exons. Gene Ontology annotation, molecular function: zinc ion binding. The coding region runs from base 1 to 1887 and encodes 628 amino acids. NCBI's taxonomy places the organism in Eukaryota, Viridiplantae, Streptophyta, Magnoliopsida, Cornales, Cornaceae. Gene Ontology annotation, biological process: regulation of DNA-templated transcription.